Molecule: messenger RNA, 722 nt
Organism: Erythranthe guttata (spotted monkey flower)
Lineage: Eukaryota; Viridiplantae; Streptophyta; Magnoliopsida; Lamiales; Phrymaceae
Product: large ribosomal subunit protein eL28z
Biological process (GO): translation
Cellular component (GO): ribosome
Molecular function (GO): structural constituent of ribosome
Source: RefSeq, a predicted model, not a curated record
UCCCCGCAUAUAGUUCAUUAGCUCCAUCCCCAAAUUCCAACCCUCAGUCUGCAAGCCGUCUAUCAACAAAAGCUCAAAUCUCUCUUAAGGGUUUGUUCGUGUUAGAAAUGGCGACAGUUCCAGGGCAGCUGAUAUGGGAGAUCGUGAAGAAGAACAAUUCAUUUUUGGUGAAGCAAUUCGGUAAUGGAACCGCCGGCAUUAAGUUCAGCAAGGAGCCUAACAAUCUCUACAACGUCCACUCCUACAAGCACUCUGGUUUGGCAAACAAGAAAACCGUAACCAUUCAACCUGGAAAGGAUCAGUCGGUGCUUCUUGCAACUACAAAGACAAAGAAACAGAACAAGCCGUCCGCCUUGCUGAACAAGUCUCUCAUGAAGAAAGAAUUCCACCGCAUGGCCAAGGCUGUAUCAAAUCAGGUGUGUGAUAACUAUUACAGGCCCGAUUUGAAGAAGGCAGCACUUGCAAGAUUAAGUGUUGUGAAUAGAAGCCUCAAGGUUGUUAAGUCUGGUUUGAAGAAGAAGAACAGGCAGUGAAGAAGCAAUAUGGUUUAGUUAGUUUGCACUGCUAUUUCAUUUCUGUUGGUACACUUUCGUAAUAGAAAAGACUCGAGUAUUUUGCAUCUGCAUUUUCGCCAAAAUUUUGCAUUAGUCGAAGUUGUAAUGGUAUCUUUUAUGGACCCGAAUUGUCGUGAUUUACUUCCGUUCUCUUUUUGGUGGAUUCCU